This is a messenger RNA of Etheostoma cragini (Arkansas darter), 4655 nucleotides long. It is a transcript of the gene slc12a7b, whose product is annotated as solute carrier family 12 member 7b. Gene Ontology annotation, cellular component: membrane. The transcript is spliced from 26 exons. The record is from RefSeq and is a predicted model, not a curated record. Gene Ontology annotation, molecular function: potassium:chloride symporter activity. Gene Ontology annotation, biological process: chloride transmembrane transport; cell volume homeostasis; chloride ion homeostasis. Lineage: Eukaryota; Metazoa; Chordata; Actinopteri; Perciformes; Percidae. The coding region runs from base 292 to 3678 and encodes 1128 amino acids.
GGCUCGGGGUCACAUGUGUGAACAGCAGAAUCCUAGCGAUAGGGACAAACACUCGGAAGUACGCCCUGACGUCUGCACACAGGAGUAAAGUAAACCAGGGCAGUAAGUCUCGUUGAUAAAGCAAACAACUGAGAGGAGAACAUAAAAAGGAGAGGAGUGACAGCUGUUGGACAGAGGAAGAGAGGGAGGUGCAGCAGAACCGAGAGGGAGGGAGGGAAAGAGAGGAGAGAGGAGAAAGAGAUAAGAGUGCGGCAAACAGGAGACAUUGAGAGGAAGCACAUGGUGUAAAAAAUGCCUACCAACUUCACUGUUGUCCCAGUGAAGGACAACACUAAAAAGGCAAAAAAGGGGAACGAGGAGGAUGAUGUUGAUGACAACAAUGUGCUGAAAGAGGAAGAGGAAGACGCCACAGGUGAUGGCGUCCCAAAGGAAAACAGUCCUUUUAUCAACAACACAGACAAUGACAAAGGCAACAGCUACGAUGGCACCAACUUGGCUCUUUUUGAGGAGGAGAUGGACAGCAACCCCAUGGUUUCAUCUCUCCUCAAUAAACUGGCAAACUACACCAACCUCACCCAGGGGGCCCAGGAGCAUGAGGAGGCUGAUGAUGAUGAAGGGGCCAAGAAGAAAGCUGUUAAGAGCCCUCAGAUGGGGACCUUCAUGGGUGUCUACCUCCCCUGCCUCCAGAAUAUACUGGGGGUCAUCCUGUUUCUGCGUCUUACCUGGAUUGUCGGCACUGCCGGCAUCUUGGAGUCCCUGGCUAUUGUCUGCUUGUGCUGCUCUUGUACCAUGCUGACAGCCAUAUCCAUGAGUGCAAUCGCUACCAAUGGUGUUGUUCCAGCUGGAGGCUCCUACUAUAUGAUUUCCAGAUCUCUGGGCCCAGAGUUUGGUGGAGCUGUAGGUCUCUGUUUCUACCUGGGCACAACCUUCGCUGGUUCCAUGUAUAUUCUCGGUACUAUAGAGAUUCUCCUGACCUACAUUGUGCCUAAAGCCGCCAUCUUUGUGGCUGAGAGAAAGGAGGACGAGGUGGAUGCCCUGCUGAAUAACAUGCGUGUUUACGGCACCUGCUGUCUAGCGCUGAUGUCCGUGGUCGUCUUUGUAGGGGUGAAAUAUGUCAACAAGCUGGCGCUAGUCUUCCUGGCCUGUGUCAUCCUCUCCAUUAUCGCCAUCUAUGCUGGAGUCAUCAAGACCAUCUUUGAGCCGCCAGACUUUCCUGUUUGCAUGUUAGGGAAUCGCACUCUGCAGAACCACAACUUUGACAGUUGUGUCAAGACGGUGGAUAUAGGCAACGUGACCGUCACUACCAAGCUGUGGAAGCUGUUCUGUGACGGACCUGAGCUCAAUGCCACCUGCAACGACUAUUUUGUCCAAAACAAUUUGACGGAGGUGCAGGGCAUCCCAGGACUGGCCAGCGGAGUCAUUUCAGACAAUUUGUGGUCAGAAUAUGGCCCUCUGGGUAUGUUGGUAGAAAACAAGAAGUUGCAAUCUAUUGGGGAAGGUGACUCUUCCCAGGACAUCUACAUGCCCUAUGUUGUCAAUGACAUCACCACCUUCUUCACACUGCUGGUCGGCAUCUACUUCCCGUCAGUCACUGGUAUCAUGGCUGGUUCAAACCGGUCAGGUGACUUGCGGGAUGCCCAGAAGUCUAUCCCCAUUGGGACCAUCCUGGCUAUCGCUACCACCUCCUUCAUCUACAUCACCUGUGUGAUUCUAUUCGGUGGCUGCAUUGAGGGAGUUCUGCUGCGAGACAAAUUUGGUGACGCAGUGAAAGGUAACCUUGUUAUAGGCACACUUUCAUGGCCCUCACCCUGGGUUAUUGUGAUUGGCUCGUUCUUCUCCUGCUGUGGGGCGGGGCUACAGAGUUUGACUGGCGCCCCGCGCCUGCUGCAGGCCAUAGCACGAGAUGGCAUCGUGCCUUUCCUGCAGGUGUUUGGUCACGGGAAAGCUAAUGGAGAACCCACCUGGGCUCUACUGUUGACUGCUGGGAUCUGUGAGAUCGGUAUCCUCAUCGCCUCCCUGGAUGCCGUGGCUCCCAUUCUCUCCAUGUUUUUCCUCAUGUGCUACUUGUUUGUCAACCUGGCCUGUGCAGUUCAGACCCUGCUACGGACGCCGAACUGGAGACCACGUUUUAACUACUACCACUGGGCUCUGUCCUUCCUGGGAAUGAGCUUGUGUCUUGCUCUCAUGUUCAUCUGUUCCUGGUAUUAUGCUAUUGUGGCCAUGGCAAUCGCUACCUGCAUCUACAAAUACAUUGAAUACAGAGGGGCAGAGAAGGAGUGGGGAGAUGGCAUCCGGGGCCUGUCUCUCAAUGCAGCACGAUAUGCCCUUAUUCGCCUUGAGGAGGCGCCACCACACACUAAGAACUGGAGACCUCAGUUGCUGGUGCUCCUGAAUGUUGACUCAGAUCAGGGAGUCAAACACCCCCGCCUGCUGUCCCUCACCACUCAGCUGAAGGCGGGGAAAGGCCUCACGAUAGCGGGGAAUGUUUUAGAGGGAACCUAUCUCACCAAAGAUGCCGAGGCCAAGAAGGCUGAGCAGAACAUCAAGUCUGCCAUGUCAGCAGAGCGAACAAAGGGUUUCUGCCAUGUUGUGGUGUCUUCCAACCUCAGAGAUGGUGUCUCCCACCUCAUCCAGUCUGCGGGACUGGGAGGCAUGAAGCACAACACAGUCCUAAUGGCUUGGCCUGGGAACUGGAGGCAGUCCAAUGAUCAGCAGUCAUGGAAGAAUUUCAUAGAGACUGUGCGGGAGACCACAGCAACCCAUCAUGCCUUGCUUGUGGCCAAGAAUGUGGACAGUUUCCCCACCAACCAAGAGCGCUUAGGGGAGGGCACCAUUGACGUGUGGUGGGUGGUUCACGAUGGAGGCAUGCUGAUGCUGCUGCCCUUCCUGCUGCGACAGCACAAGGUGUGGAGAAAGUGUAAGAUGCGUAUCUUCACCGUGGCCCAGAUGGAUGACAACAGCAUCCAAAUGAAGAAAGAUCUUCAGGUGUUCCUUUACCACCUGCGACUGGAUGCAGAAGUGGAAGUGGUGGAGAUGCAUGAUAACGACAUCUCAGCCUUCACCUAUGAGAAGACACUGGUGAUGGAGCAGAGGUCUCAGAUGCUGAAACAGAUGCAACUUUCCAGGACGGAGAGGGAGAGAGAGAUUCAGAGUAUCACUGAUGAAUCGCGUAGCUCAAUCCGGAGGAAGAACCAGGGCGCUGACUCGAGCACGAACCUCAGCACGCAGUCCUCAGCGGCGGAGGACACUCACGAGGACGAGGCCCAGCUCAUCCACGACAGAAACACAGCGUCUCACGCGGCCUUAAAUGACAAGGCCGACGCUGGGCCCGAUCGGGUUCACAUGACCUGGACCAAGGACAAGCUCUUCACAGAGCGGAACCGGAACCGGGAGUGCAAUGCCAACGUGGCUGUACGCGACAUGUUCAACAUGAAACCAGAGUGGGAGAGUCUGAACCAGUCCAACGUUCGCCGGAUGCACACAGCUGUCAAGAUGAACGAGGUGGUGGUCAACAAGUCGCAGGGGGCUCACCUGGUUCUGCUCAACAUGCCCGGACCACCGAGGAACAGGGGAGGAGACGAAAACUACAUGGAGUUCCUUGAGGUUCUCCUCGAGGGUCUGAACCGGGUCCUCCUGGUGCGAGGCGGCGGCCGUGAAGUCAUCACCAUCUACUCUUAACAAAAAACAAAACCUCUCACGCCCCACCCUGCACACAUGGGCUGCUGCCAUGGAUACCGGUCACCAGGCAUUUUUUGGGGAAGAAGCCUAAUUUCUUUUGUUUUUAUGAAGGGCUGGAUUGUCUGAAGGCGGGACCACUUGUGAUUGACAGAUGGUUUAAAGGACCCCAGGAUGAUGGAAACAGCGUUGAAUCGGUUGACUGGCUGAGAGAGCAGCCACAGUGUGUGUCCACGCUGGCUCACAGCAGCCCUGCAUGUGGAAGAUAGAGCAUAGAGACACUUUAUAUUGUUCGUUUAACUCUGAAAAACAUGAUGUCCUGUUACAUGUUCAUGUUCUUUCCCUCUUGUGUCGAUGUUGUCAUGCUACUGGCACUCACUGUUUAAAGAAAAGCAAAGAAGUGCGUGCUGAUGAUAUGAACCUCGAAGUCUUUAUGUUGUCCGGUGCACAGAGGGGUUUACUGGGCCUGAGAACAAAGCAUGCACAGGCAGAACAAGUUACAUAACAACUCGUACUGGAUUUUUAAUAUUACAGUUUGGUGGUCUGUAUGUUCUGCAUCACCAUUUGUGCUAAAUGUUUUCAUUUGAAAUAAUUAGGAAACUUGCUUCAGCCUGAACUAGCGAGAGGGCGGGCAGUCUGUUUAGAAGCUUCUAGAACAUCCUGUUUGGGGUUGCCGAGCCGUCAACGUCGUCCCUAAAGCAGCAUUUGUAGUCGGAGUGUCCUGUAGUUGUUUGCCUUAUCGAUGCUGUAGUGAAGGCCAGGGAGUCCGGAAGGAUGCUGAACAUGCACCACAUGUUGGACCACCUUCUGUUAAGUGGAUGGGAGCAUUUUUAGAUGUCCGGUACCAAUACGUGAUCUUGAACAUCUCCCAACCUCAAAGGACACUUUGAUUAGGAAAAACAGCCAUAGUUAAUAUUCUAGGACCCUUUGUAAGCUUUAUAGAACAACAUAUAAAACGCACAUCUAUACAUAUUUAUGGU